Molecule: messenger RNA, 162 nt
Organism: Williopsis jadinii
Lineage: Eukaryota; Fungi; Ascomycota; Saccharomycetes; Phaffomycetales; Wickerhamomycetaceae
Gene: COX8
Product: cytochrome c oxidase subunit VIII
Biological process (GO): mitochondrial electron transport, cytochrome c to oxygen
Source: RefSeq, a predicted model, not a curated record
AAAUCUGCUGUUCACUUCAAGGAGGGUGUCUAUGAGAACAUCCCAUUCAAGGUGCACAACAGAAAGAUCCCAUACGCCGUGAUCCACUUUGGCUUCUUUGGUAUUGCCGCUGCUGUUCCAUUCAUUGCUUCCUUUGUCCAAUUGAAGAGAUCUGGUGCUUUC